Molecule: messenger RNA, 1867 nt
Organism: Dicentrarchus labrax (European seabass)
Lineage: Eukaryota; Metazoa; Chordata; Actinopteri; Moronidae
Product: uracil-DNA glycosylase
Exons: 7
Coding region: 49-954 (301 amino acids)
Biological process (GO): base-excision repair, AP site formation via deaminated base removal; base-excision repair
Cellular component (GO): mitochondrion; nucleus
Molecular function (GO): uracil DNA N-glycosylase activity
Source: RefSeq, a predicted model, not a curated record
CUAAUAAGUGACAUUAAUUAGUUCAGCGCCAACGUGUUUCUCCACAAAAUGAUCGGACAGAAAACAAUUCACUCGUUUUUUACGCCUGUGUCGAAAAAGAGGAUUUCUAAGGAUUUAAAUGAAGCCGAGGAGGAUGCAAAAGACCCGAAGAAGCGGAAGUCCUCGGCGCCGGAGGGAGCCGGUCCGCCGCAGCCGUGCAGCCCUCCACUGUCCCCGGAUCAACUGGAGAGGAUCGCCCGCAACAAGAGAGCCGCGCUGGAGAGACUCGCUUCCGCUCAAACGCCUCCAGGUUUCGGGCAGAGCUGGAGAAACGGACUGUCGGUGGAGUUUGGAAAGCCCUAUUUUAAACAAUUGAUGGGUUUUGUUGCCGAUGAGAGGAAACGCCACACCGUGUAUCCUCCUGCUGAGCAUGUCUUCACCUGGACGCAGAUGUGUGACAUCCGGGAUGUCAAAGUGGUGAUUCUUGGCCAGGAUCCGUAUCACGGUCCUAACCAAGCUCACGGGUUGUGUUUCAGUGUCAAAAAACCAGUGCCUCCUCCACCCAGUUUGGAGAACAUGUACAAAGAACUGGUCUCGGACAUUGACGGCUUUCAGCACCCAGGACACGGAGACCUGACUGGGUGGGCCGAACAAGGUGUGUUGUUGCUCAACGCCGUGUUGACCGUGCGAGCGCACCAGGCAAACUCCCACAAGGACAAAGGCUGGGAGACGUUCACCGACGCCGUGGUGCAGUGGCUCAGCAACAACUUGGAAGGCCUCGUCUUCAUGCUGUGGGGAGCGUAUGCCCAGAAGAAAGGAGCCGCCAUUAACAGAAAACGCCACCACGUCCUGCAGGCUGUGCAUCCCUCCCCGCUGUCCGCCCAUCGAGGGUUUUUUGGGUGCAAGCAUUUCUCCAAGGCCAACGAGCUGCUUGAGCAAUCUGGGAAGUCUCCCGUAAACUGGAAGGCACUUUAAGUUGUUACGUAUGCUGGUUAACUACAGACCCACCCAUAAGCUCUUCUCCGUUUUCCUGUUCUAGCAUCCCGAAUGUGCAGAGAUUCUUUAUGAAAGAGGUCGUGUCGGCUUCACGCUGUACACUGCUGACAGUUGUGAUACAUAUCUUUAUCAUCUGCACUCAUUUUCAACACUGUAAAUAUGUUUGUGUCUGGUUUUUUUUGUUUUUUUACUUUUUUUUGUUAGUGAACAUUUGGUUCUAUUAAAGUGGUUCCAAAAAGUGCACGUUGUGUAUUAAUGUUUGCUGACGUCCUCAGAUAUACCGCUGUUCCUGUGCUCCACUGCAGAGUUUCAGGACCACUUUGUCAUCAGGUUUUGUGAAUUUGAGCCUCAGCAAAAAGUAAUUAAAUAAAUUACAAGGAAAAGAAAUUAAUCAAUUAUGUUUUAUUUGGUUUAAAACUCUCUAUACUUUGAUCUGUGGGACUACUUAUUAACAUAUUAAGAGUUAAAUGUAUAACUGUGUCUCUUAAACAAUUAUUGGUUGUUUUUAUGAUUUAUUUUAUCCAACAACCUUUUAACGCUUUUAUUUGAUUUAUGAGGCCGGUCCCUGCUGCUGAACAUGAAGUGACUUAUUAAUGUUUCAACGCUGCUUUUUAGUCAUGUUGUUGGUGAACCGGUCGACUAUAUGAGACCCUUUCUUGACAAUAAGACAAUAAUAGGACGUUAUUAAAUACAAUCCAGAAAUGUCUCACUUUGGUAACAUUAAGACUUGAGAGUUGUGGGACUUCUGUAUGUUACCAGCAUGUAAAACAGUUCAAUGUUCUAUUAUACAAAGUGUAAUGUUAAAUUUAUGGUAUUCUGGAAAUGAUGAGGUUAAUAUAAUUUUACAUUGUAUUAAUAAAGUUAUAUAUACCGUAUGCACACAUAAUCAUAA